AUGGACACCGGUGUGAUUGCAGGCGGAUUGCAUGUCACUCUCACCAUCUGGCUACUUAUUCACGGUAAGGAAGUUGUAAGCAUUAUUGGAAAGAAAGGAGAAUCGGUCAAGAAGAUGCGUGAAGAGAGUCGUGCGCGUAUCAACACCUCAGAAGGGAAUUCUCCUGAGAGAAUAAUUACUCUGGCUGGACCCACCAAUGCCAUCUUUAAAGCCUUUGCAAUCAUUAUUGACAAACUGGAAGAGGACAUCAGCCGCUCUAUGACCAAGAGUACAGCUGCCAGUAGACCCACAGUCACCCUGAGGCUUGUGGUCCCUGCUAGCCAGUGUGGAUCUCUCACUGGAAAAAGAGGAUGCAAGAUCAAGGAAAUAAGAGAGAGUACAGGGCCUCAGGUCCAGGUGGCAGGGGAUAUGCUACCAAACUCAACUGAGCGGGCCAUCACUAUUGCUGGCAUCCCGCAAUCUAUCAUUGAGUGUGUCAAACAGAUCUGCAUGGUCAUGUUGGAGUCUCCCCCCAAGGGCGUGACCAUCCUGUACCCAUCCAAGCAGUCCAUCUCCCCAGUCAUCUUUUCAGGUGGUAAGGACAAGUACAGCAUGGGCAGUGACAGUGCGAGCUUUCCCCACACCACCCCGUUCAUGUGCCUCAACCCUGACCUGGAGGGACCACCUCUAGAGGCCUAUACCAUUCAAGGACAGUAUGCCAUUCCACAGCAAGAUUUGACCAAGCUGCACCAGUUGGCAAUGCAACAGUCUCACUUUCCCAUGAUGCAUGGCAACACUGCAUUCAGUGGCAUUGAAUCCAGCUCUCCAGAGGUGAAAGGCUGUUGGGGUUUAGAUGCAUCUGCUCAGACUACUUCUCAUGAACUCACCAUUCCAAAUGACUUAAUUGGCUGCAUAAUCGGGCAUCAAGGCACCAAAAUCAAUGAGAUUCGUCAGAUGUCUGGGGCUCAGAUCAAAAUUGCCAAUCCAGUGGAAGGAUCUACUGAUAGGCAGAUUACCAUCACUGGAUCUGCUGCCAGCGUUAGCUUGGCCCAGUAUCUAAUCAGUAUCUGA
Trichosurus vulpecula (common brushtail) is the source of this 1050-nucleotide messenger RNA. RefSeq names its product poly(rC)-binding protein 2-like. The coding region runs from base 1 to 1050 and encodes 349 amino acids. Gene Ontology annotation, cellular component: nucleoplasm; cytoplasm; nucleus. Gene Ontology annotation, biological process: regulation of gene expression; regulation of RNA metabolic process. The transcript has a single exon. Lineage: Eukaryota; Metazoa; Chordata; Mammalia; Diprotodontia; Phalangeridae. Gene Ontology annotation, molecular function: mRNA binding; single-stranded DNA binding. The record is from RefSeq and is a predicted model, not a curated record.